Molecule: messenger RNA, 6962 nt
Organism: Chlamydomonas reinhardtii
Lineage: Eukaryota; Viridiplantae; Chlorophyta; Chlorophyceae; Chlamydomonadales; Chlamydomonadaceae
Exons: 22
Coding region: 436-6321 (1961 amino acids)
Biological process (GO): mitotic spindle organization; microtubule-based movement
Molecular function (GO): ATP binding; microtubule binding; microtubule motor activity
Source: RefSeq, a predicted model, not a curated record
CACUUGAGCGACGCGGUGCAGCGUGGUGGCUUUGGCCACAUCGAGCUGCAUCGAACCCCCCGCAGCUGUCGCCACGCUUGCACUCCUUGCAUCGCGCCGAUGUGCGUCGCUAUAGUACUCACGUAGGACAUAUUCAGGGACAGGCACUGCUUGCAUUUACCGUCAAAUGACCGUCCUACCGUUCAUUUGAAAACGUUCUUCUUGCCCGGACGGUCUGGAGUCCUUUUGUAGUCUGCCGCGCGGGGCACGACAAAACUACUUGAUUUAGAGCUGGUCGUGUGCUAGUGAACCAGCACUCGGAGUACAGGGCGCUUGCCACGAACUUGGGUCGUUUUCCCGCUGACUUCUAGUUAAACUACUUUCUCUUUAAGCACAACAUGUAAAUAUGCUAGAGGCGUAGGCGCUACAUCAAUAUUAGCAGGGAAAGCAAACGCCAUGCUUGAAGCCCUGCUGCCGGGAGCCGCUGCUUCAGCGGAGGAGAGCAAUGUUUGCGUGGCCGUCAAAAUCCGGCCGCUGGUGCCAGCGGAGGUGGACGACGGCUGCCGGGAGACGCUCUUCGUGACGCCCGGCCUUCCGCAGAUAUCAACCGGGCAGCACAACUUCACAUACGACCAUGUCUUCGGGGAGGAGGGUGCUUCACCCGACCAGCUGUACCCGCGCUGCGUCGCGCCGCUGGUGGCGGGGCUGUUCAAGGGCUACAAUGCCACCGUGUUCGCCUACGGCCAGACCGGCUCGGGCAAAACGUACACGAUGGGCAGCGAGUACAAGCCAGGCGGCAAGUGCCGGGGCGUCAUCCCAGAUGCCAUCAAUGACAUUUUCAGCCGCAUCGAGGCCUCAAAGGACAGCGCCAUCACGGUCCGUGUGAGCUUUGUGGAGAUUCACAAGGAGGAGAUUAAAGACCUGCUGAUGCCAGCUACCGGCGGCCCGCGGCCCGCCAUCACCAUUCGCGAGACGCAGUCGGGCGGCGUGGCGCUGUACGGUGCCGUGGAGCGGGAGGUGCACAGCCGGGAGGAAAUGGCGGAGGUGCUGGAGAUGGGUACGCUGUGCCGCUCCACCGCCUCCACCAACAUGAACAACCGCUCCAGCCGCAGCCACGCCAUUUUCAGUAUCACUCUGGAGCAGCGGCGGCAGGUGGCGGCGCCCGGCACGCCCACCCACGCUGGCGCCAACGACGGUGCCAGCACGCCAGGCGGCGAUGACGAGGGCGACGAGGAGGAUGAAGCGGCCGCAGAGGAGGGCGAGGGUGUGGAGGACUACCUGUGCGCCAAGAUGCACCUGGUGGACCUGGCGGGCAGCGAGCGCGCCAAGCGCACAAAGGCCGAGGGUGCUCGGCUGCGGGAGGGCAUCCACAUCAACCGCGGCCUGCUGGCUCUGGGCAAUGUGAUUAACGCCAUUGUGGACAACCACAAGCACGUGCCGUACCGUGACUCCAAGUUGACGCGCCUGUUGCAGGAUUCGCUGGGCGGUAACAGCCGCACCGUCAUGAUUGCCUGCGUCAGCCCCGCUGACAGCAAUUUCGAGGAGAGCCUGAACACGUUGAGAUAUGCGGACCGCGCUCGGCACAUCCGCAACAAGCCUGUGGUGAAUCGUGACCCCAUCGCGGCGCAGCUGGCCGCGCUGCGCAGCACUGUGGCGCAGCUCAAGGGCGAGAACCUGUCGCUGCGGCGGGCGCUGGCGGCCAGUGGCAACGAGGAGGCGAUGGCAGCCCUGGUCGGCGGCGGGUCCGGAGGCGGUGGAGGUGGAGGCGCGGCGUUGGAUGGGGUUGUGGAGCGGCUAACGCAGGAAAACAACAUGCUGGAGUCGGAGAAUCUGCGGCUGAAAAUGGAGAUGGAUGAUAUGCGGCAGGAGCUGCUGAACGUGACCGACAGGUGGCACACCGCGCAGGCGCAGUGUGACCUGUUGCGCAUGAGUCAGGCGGCCGCGGCACGCAGCCUGCAGUCCCACGCCAGCCUCAACAGCCAGCAGGGCGGCGCCGGAGGCGACGGUGCGGGCGGCAGUGGCCUGUCGGCGCAGCAGGAGGCGGCCUUUGCUGCGGCGGCGGACGGCUCCCUGCCGCUGCCGGGACUGGACAUUGUUAAGGGCUACGUGUCGCGCAUAGCGGAGCUGGAAGCGGAGCUCAAGUCCAUGAAGAGCCUGGCGCACCUGUCCUUUGCACGGCGGCGGCACACUGCACACGGCGGCGAGCCACGCACCCCCGGCGGCGAUGUGACGUCGCCCGGUGACCACCUGGGAGGCCUCUCGCCAGGUGGCGACGGGCUGUCUGCGCUUCACGAGGACACGGAGGACCAUGACGCGCAUGAGGGCGGCGAUGGAGCCGAGGGCGGCGAGCUGGCGGUGGAGGAGGAGUACUUCAUGGCCGAGCUGGCGGCGCACACUCUGAACCAGGAGAAGAUGAAGAAGGAGGUGGCGCUGUUGCAGCGGCAGCUGGAGGCAAAGGAGCGCAAGAUGGUGGAGCUGAUGAAGAACGCCGGCUCCAUGCCCGCGCUGAAGCAGCACUACGACCGCGUGCUGGCGGAGCUGGAGUCGCAGCGGGACACGCUGGUGGCGGAGCGCAAGUCGCUCAUGGAGAAGCUGGCUCAGGUGUCGGCCGCAAACGAGGAGGAGCGCAAGCGGCUGGAGUCGCAGUACCGUGACCGCAUCCAGCAGUUUGACGAGAAGUUGCGGGACCUGCGGCGGAAGGAGCGCGACUUCAUCGCCAUGCAGAAGCUGAAGCAGCGCACGGAGGAGGCGCACCGCCGUCUGUCCGCCGACAUCCUGCGCCUCAAGCAGCAGAAGGUCUCGGUGCAGAAGCAGCUGGACGCCAACGCGAAGCAGUUCGCCACCUGGCGACAGGAACGCGAGAGGGAGCUGGCGCAGCUGCGUAAGCAGAGCCGCAAGGACCGCGCAACCAUUCAGCACCUUGAGGCGAUGCAGGCCAAGCAGAGUGCCGUGCUGCAGCGGAAGAUCUCGGACGCGAACGCCGCGCGCAAGCGCAUCAAGGAGCUGGAGGACAUGAAGCGGCGGCAGGUUGUCCGCGACGCGUCCUCCGGCCCCGCGCAGCAGCAACAGGCCGCUGCCGCGGUGGCCACGCAGCAGGCGCUGGGCGGCACAGUGGAGAUGCAGCCCAACAUCGCGGCGCCCGUGCUGCGCACCGACAAGGACCGGCGCGAGUGGCUGCAGAAGGAGCUGGAGCUGUGCAACAUGAGCUCUGAGUUCAGGAAGGUCAUCGACGGCGAGCUGGCGCAGCGUGCGGAGGCCAGCCGCAAGCUCAAGGAGCUGGAGAAGCGGCUGACGCUGCUGGACCAGCUGUCUCCCGCCAGCCCGCUGCUGCUGGCCGGCAGUGCGCUCGCGCCCAUGACGCCGCUGAGCCCAGCCACCGCGGCGGCGGCCGGCGCGCUGGCGGCCGGCGGUGGAGGUCCGGAGGUGCGGCAGCAGCUCCUGACGAAGAAGAAGGAGCUGGAGGACAAGGUGAGCUACCACAACGGGCAGAUCGGCGACCUGCAGGCGCAGUGGGAGCGGCAGAAGGCGGAGGAAGAGGGGCGCGGCGGCGGCGCGCUGGACGCGCGGCGCUGGGUUGGGCUCCGCAACGUGGUGGAGUGCCGCGAGCUGCUGCGGACGCUGUUCCGGCUGCUGGUGGAGAGCAAGUGCCUGUCCAACGACCUGACGGUGGACAUGGUGCGCUACGGCGAGGAGGUGGACUUGCUGCGCGUGCAGCUGGAGGGCGCCUCCAAAAAGGCGGCGCAGUACCGCAAGCUGGCCACCGCGCUGCAGGCGGCGGCGGCGCACGUGGCCACCGCGCAUCACCACACGGGCGUGUCCGCGCAGGACGAGACCGACAAGCAGGUGGAUGCGGUGCUGGAGGAGCUGCACGUGGUGCGCACCGCUGCCAACACGCCGGCGGGUGCGGCGGCGGGCGCCAACGGCCACGUGGUGGGCCUGCCCAAUGGUGGCCAGGGCCUGGUGGCCAUUACCCUGAGUGGCGAGCUGCAGGGCCUGCCGCAGCUGCAAAUCCAGCGGCAGCAGGCGGGCCCUGCGGGCGUCGCGGGUGCGGUGCCGCCCAGCCCCAUGGACGUGGACAUGGACGAGGCAGGCACACCCGAUACGCCCGACCACGCCCGUGCUAAUGGUGGUCCCGGCAUGGAGCCCAAGGCGUUGGAGUUCCUGUCGCCGGUGCCCUCUGGUGGGCGGAUGCGGCGGAUGCCCUCAGCCGGCGACGGCCUGUCGGCACAGCCCAGCAACGCCCCGCAGCGCUACUCGCCCGAACACGAUGACAGCGAAGACGACGAGGACGGCGGACGCCACGGCCACCGGCACAACAACUCGCGCCGCCGCCCGAAUGCCGCCGACGAGAAUGCGGUCAUGGAUGACCCUAUGGAUGAGGAUGACUUCGUGCAGCAGGGCUUCUCAGAUGAUGACGAUUUUGAAGAGGAGGAGGAGGAGGAUGACGAGGAGGAGGAGAGCGAUGACGACGACGAGGAUGACGACUGGGACCCCUCGAACGCUACACCAGCUGUCAAGGGCCGCGGCAACCGGCGCACCAGCAGCCGCCGUGUGUCGGCUCAGAUUCCUGUCGAGACGUCAGGGGCAGCUGCCGCCGCGGGCAACGGUCCUGAGGAGGAGGAGGCAGCGUCUUCAGGCCGGCGGGCGCUUGGCGGCAACAACCGGCGGCGGACGCUUUCCGGGCGGCGCUCUGGCAGCGUGGCGCCCAACCCGGAGGCAGAGGUGGUAGAAGGGCCGGUGCUCGAUGACAUCAACUUGAAGCGCUACGCACAGGGACACCAGACUCGCCUCACCAAGCUGACUGUGGCUGUGCUCAAGGAUGCGCUCAAGGGGCAGGUGAUCGACGGCCAGAAGUGGCACGCCGGCUCCAAAAAUCGCGCCCAGCUGAUCAGCGACUACCGCCGGCUGCUGGGCCUAGCGGCCCUGCAGCAACAGCAUCAGCAGGCGGAAGCAGCAGGCGAGGACGGGGCACAGAUGCGUCGGUCAGCUCGAAACGGCAGCGCUGGGGGCGAGAUCAGUAUCGGAGGCGCGGGCCCGUUCGCGCUUCGCGUGCCAACGUCUCCGCCGGAGGCCGGGCGCGACAGCGGCGACGGGUUCACCUUCUCGCCACACGUGGCGACGGCAGGGGCACCUGGAGCUGCUGUGCCCAGCCCUGCGGGCGCCGCCAACUCUCGCCGGCCAACCGCAGCGGCAGCAACCGCGGCCGCUGCUAUCGCUGGUCCGGUUGCCGGCACGGGGGCGGGCGCCGGUGCGGGCGCGGGCGGCAACGGGCUGGGGCCUUGGGCUCGCUCAUCUUUGAAUGCGGCCAUCCUCUCAGCUCGGCAGGCCACUACGUGGGCCUCCACGCUCCGCUCUUCCUACAACCUGCCCGCGCCCGCAGACGGGUCCGUGCCUGGUGUUGCGGCUGCGGCUGCAGGCGGGAGCGGCGGGCCGCACCUGACGCGCAUGGGCUCCGGCUCGGCGCUGCCUGGCAGCGGUGGCUCCGGGUCUUUGCGUGGCAGCGCCAGCGGCAAGUCGGCCCUGGGCGCCACCGCCACCGUGGCCGCAGAGGCGACCACCUCGCCGCCGAGUGGCGGCGGCCUCAACAGCGCUCGCCGGCUGCAGGCAUGGGGCAGCGGCUCUAGCAACCACGGCGUCGGCGCGUCGCUUGCCGCCACCGCGGCGGCAGCCGCGGCCUCCGGUGGUAUUGGCUCUGGUGCCUCCAACGUGCGUGACUCGCUUGACUAUCGUGGCGCAAUCCUCACUGCGCCCGUGUUCUGCGCCAGCCCGCGCGUGCCCAAGCCACCCGGCAUGAGCCCACGCAACAGCCCCGGCACGCCACCGUCGCCGCCCACCUCGGGCGGCCGCGUGUCCAGCCUUGGCCGCCACUACGCAGCACCUACCGCCAGCAGCAGCUACGGCGGCAGUGCGAUGAAAGUGUCGCCUGGGCCGCUGGGGGCCGGCUGGACGGCGUCGCUGCGCGGCGGAGGCUCGAUGGCGGACGGCGGUGAGAACAUGCAGCCACCGCAGUCGACCACACCCGGCAGCGGCAAGGGCACGCCGCUGACGAACCUGUACAAGGAGAAGGCGGAGGCGGCGCGGCAGCGCACCGCCGCGCUGCGCGUGAGCAUGCAGCGCAACUGGGACCAGCAGCAGCAGGGUGGUGGAGGCGGCCUGGGCGGCUCGCAUGAGGCGUUUGUUGGAGGAGGCGGUGCGCGGCUCAGCGGCGGCGCAACGGGCGCGGUAACGUCGAGCAUGGACGGGCGUGGCGGUUCGAGCGGCAUUGCAGGGCUGCGGGACAGUUCCGGCUCGGCAGCUGCAGCAGCGGCGGCAGCGGCGGCCAAGAAGGCCAUCUGGCGGUGAGAGGUCGGCGUCGACAGCGGUGUCUGCAUCUGAUGUUGAUGGGUUGCAUUUUGAGGCAGGAGGCAAAGAAUACGGUGCCGUCAGGUGCAAACGACGCACGUUGUUGGGACGUAUAUCCAGCACAUGCGGCGGACAGCGCGGCGUUGCAGACGACUCCGUCGGACAGGAUCAUGGUUAUCAGUAGAGGCUAGGAGUUCUCGGAGUUUGUUCAUUGUGAGUAGAGCAGCUCUGUAGGUAGUAGAUGUAGUGGGCGCAACGUACGACCGUGCAGUUUGGGGACGUUCACAGAAUCCCGGUAUAUAGCCUAGGGACGCAAAGACUCCGAGUUAGGGUGAGGAACGGCAAGUGCCGCACCGUAAUCUUCAGAGCCUGGUGUGUGCGUGUGCCCAACCUAAGCAUCGUGACCCUGGGCGCUUCAGUGUGCUAGACUCAAUUGAGCCCACUUCAGGGACAGAUUCAAUUUGUGGUACGAGAGCUGACCCUCCAUGCUCGGCACGCGCUUAAGUGCUGUGCUGCUAGUGGUGACGCUGGCGUGAUGGUCGGAGGACCGGAAGGCUUCAGUGCCGACAGAAGCGCUGAUGCAAUGAACAGAUUUUGACAGUUUUGCAUGUUUCCCCUGAAAGUUGUAAUGCCAUGCGAGC